UCACUCACACCCCUCACCUUCUCCCAAUCCACCAAAUGGAAAACUUGAAAAAUGAAUGCCAUGUUCUUAUUGCAAUAUUUCCAGGCCAAGGUCAUAUUAAUCCAUCCCUACAAUUUUCCAAAAAAUUAAUCAAUUUAGGUGUUAAAGUCACUUUAUCUUGUAGCCUAACAGCUUUCAAUCGCAUUAAAAAUCUCCCAAAAAUAGAAGGAUUAACCUUUGCUCCUUUCUCUGAUGGCUAUGAUGGAAAUUUCAAAGGUUCAUUUGAUGAGUAUCAUUUACUCAAUUCAGCAAUAAAAAUUCAUGGUUCUGAAUUUAUUGCCAAUUUAAUUAAAUCCAAGGCAAAAAAUGGUUGCCCUUUUACACGUGUUAUUUACACUAUUAUUAUGGAUUGGGCUGGUUUAGUAGCCAAAAAAUUUAAUAUCCCUUCUACUUUAUUUUGGAUUCAACCAGCUACUGUUUUUGAUAUUUAUUAUUAUCGGUUUACUAAUUUUGCUAAUUAUUUCAAGAAUUGUGAUUCUCAGGAUCAAAUUAUUGAGCUACCAGGUUUGCCUUCACUUAGUUCAAGUGAUUUUCCUUCGUUUGUAUUUGAUGAUGUGAAGUCUAAUGAUUGGGCAGUUGAGUCAAUUAAAAGGCAAAUUGAGAUAUUAAAUAGUGAAGAAAAUCCAAGAAUUCUUGUUAAUACUUUUGAUGCAUUGGAACUUAAUGCUUUGAGGGUUUUGAAAAAUGUAACUAUGGUUGGAAUUGGCCCUUCAAUUCCUUCAUCUUUUCUUGAUGAGAAAGAUCGAAAAGAUAAUUUUUUCGUAGCUGAUAUGAUUGAAAGUGAAAAUAAUUACAUGGAGUGGUUGGAUGCAAGGGCGAAUAAAUCAGUUAUUUACAUAGCAUUUGGUAGCUAUGCUGAGAUAUCAAAUCAAUGGAUGGAAGAGAUAGGUCAAGGGUUGUUGAAAUGCGGAAGACCAUUUUUGUGGGUGAUUAGAGAAACCCUAAAUGGCGAAAAACCCGAGGAAAAUUUGACUUGUAAAGAUGAAUUGGAAAAGAUUGGGAGAAUAGUGCGUUGGUGCUCGCAAAUGGAAGUCCUAAAACACCCUUCUGUAGGCUGUUUCUUGACUCAUUGUGGAUGGAAUUCGACUUUAGAGAGUUUGGCUUCUGGUGUGCCUAUCGUGGCAUGCCCGAUUUGGAAUGAUCAAGUUUGCAACGCAAAGCUCAUUCAAGAUGUUUGGAAGAUUGGUGUCAGAGUGAACGCUAAUAGAGAAGGUAUUGUUAAAAGAGACGAGUUCGAGAGGUGUAUAGAGAUUGUAAUGGGAGGUAGUGAGGAAGGAGAGGAAUUGAGAAAGAAUGUCAAGAAAUGGAAGGAUUUGGCUAAGGAAGCUAUGAAGGAAAAUGGUUCAUCUAAUGUAAAUCUCAAGGCUUAUGUUAAUGAGUUUUUACUUGGUCAUUGUUAAGAGAAAAAAAUAAGUUUAGUGCUAUCAUAACUAAGAAGCCUUUUCUUUUUUUCUUAGUAAAUUAUCUUAGUUAAUGUAGAAAUAGUGAAUUUGUGUCCCUCAGCUGAUGACCUGAGUUGUCAAUCACUUAAUUGAUGGCCUUAAUAACAUAGUUAAUUUAAUUGAAGCUUGUGUGA
Messenger RNA from Nicotiana attenuata, 1615 nucleotides. Its product is annotated as crocetin glucosyltransferase, chloroplastic-like. Gene Ontology annotation, molecular function: UDP-glycosyltransferase activity. Lineage: Eukaryota; Viridiplantae; Streptophyta; Magnoliopsida; Solanales; Solanaceae. The record is from RefSeq and is a predicted model, not a curated record. Bases 36 to 1439 code for a protein of 467 amino acids. The transcript has a single exon.